CCGGAAGUACUUGAAAAUCAUGUGUUAGUUAUUCAGGAAGAAGCGACAGCGUUUAGCUAAACCUUGCAAGCGAUACAGUCAUGCAUAAAUGUACAUUCGGGAGUCUGUUUUUCAUGGCAGGUGUAUCAUCUGUGGCAUCAAUACCUGCAAACUGGACAUUGUCAAUGAAUAUAUGUAAAAUCAACGGCCAAAGACCUGCCAAAGACAAUGAUAAUGUCAAUAAACAUGUCUGGAUUGGAGCAGCCAAAUAUCGUUAUAAUAUGGGUGAGGUAUACUUACAAAUAACAGAAGAAGAUAGAAAAAGAACUUGCACUGGCACAGAUGGUUCCUGUCCGAACACUGACGAUUGCGAGUUUUGUGACAUUCGUAUGCCUGGUUUCAAGCCAUCCUUGAAUAUGCUUUAUAACCUUACACCAAACAUUAAGUAUGUAGUGGCAGAUUUCAGCAGUAUAGAAGAACUUCCAGAGCCAAACCUAUGCUUAUUGAAUACAGUAAACUUUACCAAAGAAUAUGUUUCAUGCAAAAUGAAGUAUGAAGAUGGAUGUAGAUCUACAGACAAUUUCUCAAAUUUGAAGAUAAUUCUUCAAAUUAACCAUAACCGUUCUAUGGAGUCUUCUUCAGAAAGCGGUAAAGUAUGGUGAAAACAUACAUUUUAAGCGUUGAUUUUUUUAAUGUUAACGUUCAAAUCCAUGUACAUGUUUUGCUCAAUUUAAUUUUUUUUUUGUUAUGGACAAUCCAAUUUUACACUUUAAAAAAGCUGUUAUGAAUGAUAAGCAAAUAAUAACUAAUUAAAAAAAGACUGAUUUUUUUUUAAACAGUUUAAGAUGUAAAUAAUUAAUACGGCUGUAAACGUGAAAAUCUUUAGCAGCUUUAUUUUGUCAAAAAUUGGUUUGCGAAAAUUAAAGUACUCCAGUUAACGCAUAUAUUGCAUUUUUGGUGUCUUUCAAGGGUUAAUGAAGUAUAGAGGGAUGCAUCGGUGUGUAAACGUUGCGUUGAUACCCCUGUUUGCAUGUAUCAAGUCGUUGCUUCCUUUUUUUGAAAUCAGUUGUAUAAAAAGUAUUUAGUACAAAUAAUUUAUAUUCCAAUUUCUAUCUAAAGUUUACAAAUCAUUAGUGGUGUGCGCCAGAUUUAAAAAUAUUUAACAAUUUCAAUCACAUUUCGAUGUGUAUUGUUUCUUUAUAAAAUUUUACUGUAAUAAAAACUACAAAAUUUAUGUCACCAGUUUUAAAAUGUUAUCAAACUUUAUUUUAAAAUCUAAUUGGUGAAAAUUUGCACAUGCAAUUCCAUAGUUUAAGAAAAAUGAAAUAUCUGUCACAUCAAACUACAGACCAGUUUUACUGCAGCAUUAAACAUUUUAGAGAGUCAUGUCUAUCCAUAUAUAUAAAAUAUUAAAACCCCAACAAUUUAUUUUAUAAAUAUAAGGCUGUUAUUUCGACUGAAAAAUCUACUUUUACCAACUUUUAGACAAUAAUUAUUCUAUUAUGGAAAGUAGUGAUGAUGGUAAUUACUAUUGUAUUAUUUUUUUUCUGUGAUAUUUCAAAAGCGUUUGAUAGUCUCUGUUAUAAUGGUCUCAUUCAUAAAUUAAACUUAAAAUAUGUAGAAUCUCUAAAUCAAUUCCGGAAUGGUUUAUUAGCUUUUUCUUUAGAAACAGAACAGGAAAGGUUAUGCAUAAAAAAAUAAUCUAUGGGAUACAGAAAUGCUGACGUUCUUUAGGGUAUACUUCUUGGUCUAUUGUCAGUUUUAUUCUUUAUUUUAUGGAAAUUUUUGUACUGAUAACAAUUUAUUACAACAGUGUUUUAACAAUAUUUAUACAAGAUAAUCUUAAUAACAAUCUUCAUUUGCUAAGGGCAUGAUCAAAAUAAUGGCUACAAAGCAAUUUAAUACGAUCAAAACAAAAGUUAUUUCUAGGUGCAAAAAAAUGUAGAGAAAAUUCCUGAUUUAUAUUUAGGUUGACUUAGAUUGUGUUUUGGAUAAUGUUUCAGAGCACACGUAUUUUGGAGUAUUGUUUUCUUUAUAUUAAGUUGGUCUCACCAUAUUGACAUCUUAUGGUUAUAAGCUUAUCAAACUUAGUCCUCUUAAAUUAAUUAAAUUUACUGUAUCCAGAGAUAUUUUAGCACAAACUAUGUUUUGUUUGUAAGAUCAUUACUGUAUGCUGUUGAAAUUUGGUCUGGUAGUACUCAAUUUGAUAUUGAUUAGCUUAAAAGUACUCAGAUAUAUGCGGCAAGAAUAGUUACGCGUCUUGCUGUCAUUUCAAGAUUAUUUUAUGUUUGGAAACCGGAACCAAUAUAAAUGAGACUGGACUGUUUUGAAUUAUCAACAAUGAUCAAAAUUCAUAACAAUCUAUUUCCUCCCUAUCUAAAAGACAUAACUUUUGGCAAUUGUAAGGUUAUUUCCCAUUAAAAAACAUAAAUUUCUCGAGCAAUAUAUUGGCAAGAUGUAGAUAAGAGUUUUUUCCCGAUACUAUAUGUAAGAGGAUUUAUUUGAGUACUAAUAAAGGAGAGUUUACAUUAUUAAUUACUUUUAAGAAAACAUUCCAGGCAAUGUUACAAAGCCCCAAAAGUAUUUUUCUUUUGUUAAAAGAUGUUUAAACAUUAUGAAUACAAAUCAAAGACACAGUUAUAUUCUUAAUGCUAAUCUCCAUCGAUGCAGUAUAUUACCAAGCCCAUUUUUGUUCAUGUGGAGACUUAGAUGCACGUUUAAUUUUUUUAAAUUUUAUAAUAUAAUGUACAUUUAAUAUUUUGGGUGAUAAAUCUUUGUCUGUGAACGAAAUGUGAAUAUGUUUAGAAUAGUAAUUGAGUGAUUAAAUCAGAUAAAAGAAAAGGGAAAGGUAAGUCAACAGUAGAAAAACAUUUUGUUGGAAAUACUUUUUAAUGCUUCUUGUAUUUUUACAAAUGAUAUUCAAAUGCCAUUCAUAUUUUGAAUAUCUACUACAUUCCUUUAAAACAAAACACCUGAUAAUCAUUGUCUUUAUUGAUUUGUUUUCAACAUUAUGGAUUAUUUUCCAUAUUUAAAAUAUUUUUUAUAUUUUGUUUCAUUCCUGUUUUGAUUUGAGUGCAAUAAAAAGUUCCCUUUUUUGUAAUAAAAAUAUACAUUUGUUUACACUCUUUAAUAUUUUCUAAAUGACGAAAUAGAGUUCGGAAUGUUAGCUCAAGCCACUCUGCUCAAAUCUACAUUAUCUUACUGUGUUAAAUUUGUGUUGAAUUUCAGUCCAGCAUACUUAACACAAUUUGCUUUCGUCCUAGUUAGAUUAAAUCAUGCUUAUUUAUUUGAAAAUACUUAUCAUCUAAGCGUCCAUAUUUAAGAUAGUUUAAAACUGAUCCGCUAAAAUUUUCUGUAAUUCAAAUUUUCUGAUAAGGUUAUUAAAAUAAACCUGACCCGACAAGUUAUUUUUAAAACAUUACAAAUGAUUGCACUGCUAUUUGUACAGUCGACCUUUUUGUUACUUAUAAAAACAGAAAAAUAUUCUAACUAAUAACUUAACUAAAGAUGAUUUUAGUUGUAAUGCAAUGUAGAAAUAUAACAUGUAAAUCAUUUUUAGACAAACAUUUGCAGUAUU
Molecule: messenger RNA, 3556 nt
Organism: Magallana angulata
Lineage: Eukaryota; Metazoa; Mollusca; Bivalvia; Ostreida; Ostreidae
Exons: 6
Coding region: 81-641 (186 amino acids)
Source: RefSeq, a predicted model, not a curated record